AUGGAACGUGCGGUAUUGUUCAAGUUUAAGUCUCCUUCCAGUAUUUUAAUCGUAGGACCUUCAGGUUGCGGCAAAACUUGUUUCACCGAAUCUUUGUUAGUACAUGAUAUAUCCGAUUUGUUUGCGCAGCCACCUACCGCUAUAGUGUAUUGUUAUGGAGCAUGGCAAGACAAAUUUGAUCAUAUGAAACACAUGGGUAUAAAAUUUCACGAAGGAGUCCCCGAUGUAUCACAUCUACAAAAAUGGUUUACAGCAAAAGGAGGUAUUUUGGUUUUGGAUGAUUUAAUGGCUGAAGGUGGUAAUGACAAAGAAGUCAUGGAUUUGUUUACCAAACAUUCUCAUCACCAAAACAUUACCGUUCUUUAUCUCUGUCAAGAUAUGUUUCCACCUGGUAAAUACGCCAAGACCAUUACUCGUAAUUCGCAUUACAUUGUGGCUUUCAAGAAUCCUCACGAUCAACUGAGUAUGCGUAAUAUCUUAUUACAAGCGUAUCCUAAAACAUGA
Pocillopora meandrina is the source of this 504-nucleotide messenger RNA. The record is from the annotation of a GenBank genome assembly. Lineage: Eukaryota; Metazoa; Cnidaria; Anthozoa; Scleractinia; Pocilloporidae.